Exophiala oligosperma is the source of this 1715-nucleotide messenger RNA. RefSeq lists its product as uncharacterized. The record is from RefSeq and is a predicted model, not a curated record. Gene Ontology annotation, molecular function: oxidoreductase activity. The coding region runs from base 61 to 1503 and encodes 480 amino acids. Lineage: Eukaryota; Fungi; Ascomycota; Eurotiomycetes; Chaetothyriales; Herpotrichiellaceae. The transcript has a single exon.
CUUCUAUCAUCUCGAGGCAGGUUGCCGCCAUCAAAGAGAGGACUCACUUCCUGAAAGAAAAUGGCGUGGCCCAAUCCAUUCCGGCGAAGGGACGAGAAUACUCGGACGUGCUGGGGCUACACAUUUCAGUUGACCUCGGAACAUCUUACAGCCGAGCAAGCCCAUCCUAUGAAACACACCUACGAUGUGUUGGGUGAAGAAUGCUACCAGAUUUUGAAUCAGCUGGAUCCGCCGGCAAACAGAGCAGACGAUGUCGUACCAACGGCACGAGCAGAUGCAGAAAAAGCAGGCAAAGACGGCGACUCAAAGUCAAACCAGUCCAAACCCACCAAGAGGGACCUAUACUUACUUCUAAGAGACAACAAGGACAAGCACGCAAAGCUCCAGCAACUAUGGAACGAAGCAACGACUGUCCCGGAUUGGGUCGACUGGGAACAAAUCGCCCGUGGUCAGGACGUCUUUUAUCGCUACGGAGGUGCCACCUUGACCGGUCUGGCCUUUCAGUCACUCCUGGGAGGCAUGGGUGCCAACCGGGUCGUCGAAGUCCUUGCCAGAACAGGUGGAUUCUCGGUCAAAGUCGCCCGCCACCGGCUCUUCGAAACGACCCAACACAUUCUCGAAUGCACGAGGUCGGUCGAUUCGAUCCAGCCGGGAGGCAUUGGCUUCGCGUCGAGUCUUCGAGUUCGACUGUUGCAUGCGGCAGUCAGACACCGAAUCAUGAAGCUCGCCGAGACAAGGCCCGACUACUACAGUGUUGAAAAGUACGGCAUCCCCAUCAACGACCUGGACUGCAUCGCCACGAUCGGGACCUUCUCGGGCACCAUCAUCUGGCUGUCCUUGCCCCGGCAGGGGAUAUGGCUCCGCGAGCAAGAAGUGGUCGACUACAUCGCCCUCUGGCGGUUGAUCGCACACUACAUGGGCACCCCGACCGAAUGGUUCGAGACGCCCGCGAGAGCCAAGGCGAUGAUGGAGUCGCUGCUGAUGAACGAGAUCAACCCGACCGACACUUCCAAGAUCCUGGCCGCGAAUGUCAUUCGCUGUCUGGAAAAUCAACCCCCUACAUACGCGUCGCGCUCGUUCCUCGAAGUCAACGCCCGCUGGCUCAACGGGAGUGACCUGUGCGACGCUCUGGGCAUCGGUCGUCCGUCGGCGUGGUACUGGGCGCUCAUGGCGGGACAGUGUCUGUUUUUCAUGUCCGUGUGCUAUCUGUACAGGUCCAUACCGGCGCUGGAUCGACGGAAGGUCAAGGCAUUGCGCAACGUGUUCUGGACCAUCAUCGUCGAGGGCAAGUUCGGGUUGGGCCGGGAAACCGUGUUCGACUUCAAAUACAUUCCCGACUACAAUGUCCUCACGGCGAGAGGUGGCGAUGACGAAGUCAAAGCCAGAGAGACAAGCGUCGAGCGAAAGUAUCGCAACACACUCCUGAUUGCGGUUGGUUGCAUCACUAUUGCUGGGUAUGCUGGUCUGAAAAUCACAUCCAUGCUUCUUGCACGCAUAUUUUGACAUGACGCUCAAUACAUGCUAGAAUAACGAUGUUGAUGAUAAUAAUGUCCGCAGAGGCAAGACGAAUUUCUUUAGGGCGCUUCAAAGUUAGCACCUCUCGUGUACGAUCAUUUGCGAAAUCCCACCCAUCCAUACUGUACGCUUUUUAUGACCCCGCCUCCAUUUUGUCGGUUCAUACGAAGUACGGCCUGGCAUACAAGGGGGCAACAUGA